AUGCUGAAACGUGCCGCUGACGAGUACGCAAAGGCACUUCUUGCAUGUGUGGCGAGCACGGCCGUUGACAGCACUCGUUGCAAUGUGUUGGCCAAUGACCAGCGAAAUAUUCAUUUCCUUGAGGCGCUCAAUUCUGGCGCUGCUGGUGUCCCACAUACGUCUUUGCAGGAAACGUCUGCUAAAAUUAUUCCCUUGGUAAACUCAUAUGAGACCUCAAACCAUCUCACCCAUGCAGUUAUCCCUAUUGGCGUAAUCGGCGUCAUAAAUACCACAAGUAACUCAUUGUACUUUUGGCAGCUCAACAGCAAUGGAAGGAAAAGAGCAAGCGAUAAAAGAGGUAAAGACCAGAAGCUCCAACUAAAAAUCCAGAACGAACAGACGUUGGAGGCUGCUGCCCUGUCGGGUCGUUGCGUCUCGAGAAAACGAGACAAAGGCGAAGUUGCUGCAGAAAGCGACGACGUCGUGAACGUUGACGGCUGCAGUAAUGACAUGUCGUUCGACGAGGAGGACUUCAUCGAAGCCAAGAUGAGUCGAAAUGCAGCCAAAGAAGAAAGAGACCUAGAAGAACUUAGGAGCCAGCGUGCACGGUUCGUAAAGGCGGCCAACGAGUGGAUGCACGUCUUUAACAUCUUGAAGAUGUUGUGA
This is a messenger RNA of Zychaea mexicana, 645 nucleotides long. RefSeq lists its product as uncharacterized. Lineage: Eukaryota; Fungi; Mucoromycota; Mucoromycetes; Mucorales; Lichtheimiaceae. The record is from RefSeq and is a predicted model, not a curated record. Bases 1 to 645 code for a protein of 214 amino acids. The transcript is spliced from 3 exons.